Molecule: messenger RNA, 961 nt
Organism: Cyprinus carpio (common carp)
Lineage: Eukaryota; Metazoa; Chordata; Actinopteri; Cypriniformes; Cyprinidae
Product: ras-related protein Rab-39B-like
Cellular component (GO): Golgi membrane
Molecular function (GO): GTP binding; GTPase activity
Source: RefSeq, a predicted model, not a curated record
AGAUUAAAGAAACAGAUGAGUUAGACAGAAGCUCCCACCCCUACAACGAUCAAACAGACUCUGCUCUAUGCAGGAAAACACGAGAAGCUGAGGAACUAUGGGUUUAUUUUUUACCUAUGUUUACAUUGAGAACUUCAAGACCUCACAGAUAAGAGGUUCUCUGAGGAUCCUGGUGGAGUGACAACCCUAGCCUUUUCAUUCGCUGCUUUCAUUUGGCUCAAGUCAUGGAUCUCACUUUGUGGCAGUACCAGUUUCGAAUCAUCAUGCUAGGAGACUCCACGGUGGGCAAAUCAUCCAUGUUGAAGCGCUACACUGAGGAUCUGUUUCUGGAGUGCAUCAACCAAACAGUCGGAGUGGACUUCUUUGUACACUUCCUAGAGGUGGAACCUGGGGUGAGGGUCAAACUGCAGUUCUGGGACACAGCUGGUCAGGAGAGGUUUAGGUCUGUGACUCGCUCCUACUACCGUAACUCAGUCGGAGGUCUUCUGGUGUUCGAUCUGGGCAACCGCAAAUCUUUCGAAAACGUGCAGCAGUGGUAUGCAGAGGUGUGUGAACGUGUGCAACCCUUCACUGUGCUCUUUGUGCUGGUGGGACACAAAAGUGACAGGGUCAAAGCUGGAGAGCGAGCCGUGAACCGUACUGAGGCAGAAAAGCUCGCAAGCCAAUUGGGAGCAGUGUACAUCGAGGCCUCAUCAAAAACAGGUCACAAUGUGAAAGAGGCCUUUGAACUCUUGACCCGGAGGGUUUAUCAGGGCAUAAAAAGCGGAGAGAUCCAGUUGCGUGACGGGUGGGAUGGAGUCAAGAGCUCAGCACCUACAGACCAAACACUCCAGAAGAUACAAAACAAUGAAGCUGCUGAGAAAAAUAAGAGCUGUUCUUGUUAACUUACGAUAUGUGUAGAUCUUCAAAUAGGAUGGAUGUCUGACAUUGCCAAAUACACAUUAAAGCAAAUGUAAAUGUC